AUGGCCACAGCACCGCCUAUAAUUGACUUUGGAGUUUGGAAUGAAGCCGAUCCAGAAAAGAAAGCAACCCUCGUCCGGCAGAUCCGAGAAGCUUGCGAGAGACACGGAUUCUUCCAGCUGGUCAACCAUGGUAUUCCCCUUGACAUUCAACAGAAUGUUCUCGAGCAAGCCCAAACCCUGUUCAGUCUCCCAGCUGAGGUGAAAGAGAAAUACAGCAUGGACAUCGGCACACCGAACCUGGGGUACGAACACCUUCGCGCACAGAACUUCGAAAAACGAGGACCCGGCGACUUGAAAGAAGGAUUUUACCUCUGCCGAGAGCUGGCCCCAGACCAUCCUGCCGUGCAGGCUGGGAAGUUCUCGCAGGAUCUGCAAGAGGACUGGUUCGACGAGUUCUGCCGCGACUCAGCGACUAUUCUGCGGCUGUUGCACUACCCGCCGCAGGAAACGGACGAGUCAAGCUUGGAGCGAGGCAUCGGCGCGCAUACGGAUUUCGGCGGUCUCACUAUCCUACUGCAAGACGAUAAAGGCGGACUUCAGGUCUGGGACCGCGAGGCAUCUCAAUGGGCAGAUGUUGUCCCUGUACCCGGCGCGUUGGUGGUCAACCUGGGGAACAUGAUGAUGCGCUGGACGAACGAUCGAUAUUUAUCCAACCUCCACCGAGUGAUCAAUCGAAGUGGAGAGGAGCGAUACAGUGCGCCGUUCUUCUUUUCAGGCAACCCGGACUUUCUGGUGGAGUGUAUUCCGAGUUGCAAGGGGGAAACGGAGGCGGCCAAAUAUCCUCCCAUCACGGUGCAAGAGUGGAUGCUGGCGCGGUAUGCAGACACGUACGGGAACUCGCAGCAGGUUGAGGCUAUGGCGGAAUUAUCAAAAGAUACGGGGAAGGCGAUCGUCGUGGAUCGGAACGUAGACUGA
Molecule: messenger RNA, 915 nt
Organism: Aspergillus fijiensis CBS 313.89
Lineage: Eukaryota; Fungi; Ascomycota; Eurotiomycetes; Eurotiales; Aspergillaceae
Product: isopenicillin N synthase family dioxygenase
Exons: 5
Coding region: 1-915 (304 amino acids)
Molecular function (GO): dioxygenase activity
Source: RefSeq, a predicted model, not a curated record